Molecule: messenger RNA, 3246 nt
Organism: Oreochromis niloticus (Nile tilapia)
Lineage: Eukaryota; Metazoa; Chordata; Actinopteri; Cichliformes; Cichlidae
Product: putative per-hexamer repeat protein 5
Exons: 7
Coding region: 947-1975 (342 amino acids)
Source: RefSeq, a predicted model, not a curated record
GGUAAGACAACUAGACCCAUCAGUCACCACAAGGUCUUUUGUAAGUACGAAACAGUUUGAAGAAAGGCAGAGUUAUACUGUGAGUCUGGAUACAAAACACACAGAUGAUUUGUGUGCCUCCAGAACCUACUUGUCAAUUAUUUCUUUGGUGUUUAGUGUUGUUCUGUAUGUAAAUACAAAUGUACGCAACUUGUUGAGAACCUCGUCAGUUUGCCUCUUGCCCUUGAGAGCUGGAAGGGGCUCCAGGUUGCAAACCAUUUUAGAACAUUUAAGCUUGUUGUCUACAUCAAUUAAUAUUACCAAUCUAUAUUAAUAUGACACAAUUUAACUCAAAUCCCUUCAAGAAAGUGCGAUCAACAUUCUUCUGUGUCGCUCAUAUUUCUUGUUUGGCAGGAUGAUCUUGCAUCAUGCACAGUUUUUCACACAGUUUUCAAGCUACAGCAGUAGUAGCUGCAGUAGAUUUACAUAAUUCCUUGCCUCUGGAUAAAGAACAACAUGUCUUUUCACUAGAAUAUCUGGUUUCUGGAUAUAAAUAUCUGGUAUUAUAAGUAUUUUAAUCCAAAGAUAAGAGGGACAUUGUAGACAUUGUUCUGUGAUGUACACAGCGUUUUGCUCCAAGCAGAUGCAGCAGGUGAUUAUCUGGUCUGACGAUGAGUCAACACAGUCACCCUUUAUCUCUCUCUCUUUUACUUGUCCCAUUCUUCCUCUGCUUCUCUCACUCUUUCUGUUUAAAGGACCAUCCAGAUCCAGAUCCUCCCUCUGUAACAUCAUGGAAAUAUUUCAAGUUAUGUAGAGACACAGAGCUGGCAUGCUCUUAUUUGUGUAGAAAUACAGAAUUGUAUUGUAUAGGCUAUAACAGCUAGAUCAGAGUAAAUAACAGGUUUUGUGAUUGAUCUUGGGAAAAUUUAGCUUAGAUUAAAUCUAUAAAAGGAUCCUGACUGAAACAAUGAGGAUAUUAUUAAAAUUCACUCUCUGCAUAUUGACAGGCCUUUACUGUAGCCACAGUGAAGCUGGCGACUCAGUUGGUGGUCCUGGUGGUGGUCCUGUCUCCGGCAGCGAUUCUGGCUCUGCCUCUGGUGCCGGCUUUGCCUCCAGCACUAGACCAUAUUUCACAGACUCAGUGGGUAGGCCUGGUGGUGGCACUUUCUCUGACGGCAGCUCCAGUGGCAGUGCUGCCUCCGGCAGCGGGUCCAGCAGCCAUAGUAAGGACCAUAGUAGCAACUCAUUUGGCAGCGGCUCUGACGGCGGUGACUCUGAUGGCAGCACCUCUGUCUCCAACAGUGGCUACGAUAGUGGGUCCAGCAGCCACAGUGAAGCUGGUGACUCAGUUAAUGGUCCUGGUGGUGGUGCUGUCUCAGGCGGCGGCUCUGGCUCUGCCUCUGAUGCCGGCUCUGCCUCCAGCAGUAGACCACAUGUCACAGGUUCUGGUUCUGGUUCAGGUUCAGGUUCUGGUUCUGGUUCUGGCACUAGUGCUGUUCAUUCUGGCUCUGGCUCCGGUAACCCAUCCUCCUCCAUUCAUACAACCACCAGUCCCAGUUCUGGAACACAUGCACCAGACAUCACAGGCUGGCCUAUUGGAGGGGUGUGUCUGGGAACACUGGUGGUGAUUUCUGUGAUUGCACUAAUACUGUACAGAAAGAAACUCCUCAGGAGGCCAGCAUGUUGUGUUGCCGAGAGAUCAUCAAAGCAGAAGAUACAGUCUCAAUAUAACAAAGAGGGAAAUACUGGAGAUUCUCAUCAUUAUGAUGAGAUAAAUGGACAGAAACAGCAAAAGACCUCAUUGCAAACUGUUUAUGCUACUGUGAGUCCUCCUGCAGACCAGGUCCACUAUGAAUCUGUCAAUAUUCAGAAGGAUGGAAACACACUUCCUGACAGUAAUAAAAAUGGCUUCUCUGAAAAGGAGAAGAGAGCCACUGGUCGUCCAACAGCAGAGCCAAAUCUCUAUUCCACUGUCACAAAGCAGGGACAACAAUAAUAUAGUCACAGUGUGACAAAUGUUUAAACCCUAUCUAUACACCUAGAAAAGAAGAAGAAAUGUUAAACAACUUUCAGUUUAUAAGCUAGUUUGGCUUUAGUUUUGUUAUAUGAUGCAAUACACAUCGUUUGAUAUAAAUUAAGAGGUGUGUUUCUCAUUUUGCUUCACUGUUCCUAUUGUUUAUAAAUUUCAGUAUGUCAUUACAUCUGAUGUGGAGUCAAACAACAGUUUUUGUAUAGAAUACUUUUAUAACACAAGUUAAUAUUUUAUAACAUUUUAAACAUUUUAUUGAGUUUAUGACAUAAGGAUUUUCAUAUUAUACCUAAAAGUCACAUAUGACUUAAAUUAUUUUCUGCUUUAUUUUCUGUUCUGUCCCCGUUUCUUGUUUUUCUCCACAACGCUGUCUUGUGGCUGUAGCUCAAGUGGUAGAACUGGUCACCUACUGUUUGAAAUGUUGGUGGCUUGUUCCCUGUCUGCUUGCCAAAUAUCCCUCUACUAACUAACCUCAAGCUGCUCUCCAAUGUACCCAUCGUUGUAUGAAUGUGUAUGAAUAUUAGCUAGAAAGCACUUACAGAGAAAGAGCAUAGAAAAAAGUGCUUGUGUGAAUGGGUGAAUGAAGCAAGUUGUUUAAAAUUCUUUGAGUGCUCAUAGCAGAAAAGUACUAUAUAAGAACCAGUCCAUUCACUAUUUGUGGACAAAUUGGUGUGCAACUUCUGUUAGGUUCAUGUUUUGCUGUCUUUUCUGUCAGUGUGUAUGCCACCAGACUACCACCAUGAUAUAUUACAGCAGUGUAAGCAUUGGAAUGAAUCUUGAUAUUGUCUGUAAUUAGUAGUACCAGUUUAAUUUAUUUACACGUAUCAUACUUUUCCUGAUUUAUUAAUUGCUUAAAUGCAAGAUGAUUUUUGUUUCUACAGACUACUUUCCAAAGUGAUUCUAAGAGCAUUUAAAUAUAAACUGGUUUCUACAUGAAACAAUAAUUUAUUUUUGUUUUAGUGGUGUAUAUAAGAACAUAAGGUGUGGCUAGACUUAUCUUUGGUCUGUUAUUUCUUGGUUUGCCUGGUUGCCGUACUGCCUUUCUGUCACCUGGAAAAUUUGUAUACAAGAAAAUAAGUACACACAGUUUCAUUGGUUGUUCCUGCAAAACAGAUAUGCAUACUUUUUCCAUUAAAAAAAAAAAAAUAUACCGAAUGAAUUUCUGUGUGUAUAGAUCUUUGUAUUUUUUCUAGAUGAAACAUGCAUUGGACACAAUGUUGAACACAUGCAAAAGGAGG